This is a messenger RNA of Hemicordylus capensis (graceful crag lizard), 2516 nucleotides long. It is a transcript of the gene CCS, whose product is annotated as copper chaperone for superoxide dismutase. Gene Ontology annotation, biological process: removal of superoxide radicals. Gene Ontology annotation, molecular function: copper ion binding. The transcript is spliced from 8 exons. The coding region runs from base 114 to 1004 and encodes 296 amino acids. Lineage: Eukaryota; Metazoa; Chordata; Lepidosauria; Squamata; Cordylidae. The record is from RefSeq and is a predicted model, not a curated record.
UUGCGCAGCGCGCCGGAGCGACUUCCGGCGUCCUGUUGUUGUGUGACGUUCAAAAAGGUCCGGGCGGGCAAUGUUUUUCUGCCAAGGCGAGGAAGGAGGCGGGGACGGCAACGAUGGCGGCGGAGGGUGGCGGCCCCAGAUGCAGGCUGGAGUUUGCUGUCCAGAUGACCUGCCAGAAUUGUGUGGAAGCCAUUCAGUCGUCUCUGCGGGGCACACCAGGCCUUGAGGUGCUUGACGUCCGGCUCGAUUCCCAGAGUGUCCUAGUGGAGACCAGCCUCAGCACCGAGGAGGUCCACGGCCUUUUGGAAGGCACGGGGCGCAAGGCCGUGCUGAAAGGAAUGGGCGGGGCCGUGCCACACCCGCCAGGCAGCGCAGCCGUGGCCAUGGUCUCGGGGCCCGGAGUGAUACAGGGUGUGGUGAGGUUCUUGCAGCUCUCCCAAGAGAAGUGUCUGAUUGAUGGGACCAUUGAUGGCCUGCAGCCGGGACCCCACGGUAUACACGUACAUGAGUUUGGGGAUAUCACCGGCUCCUGUGACAGCUGCGGGGAUCACUUCAAUCCUGAUGGGGAAUGCCAUGGGGGUCCCCAGGACGUGCACAGGGUAAAUUGCAGCCUCCCCACAUCGACCAUCUCUAAAGCAUGCUGGAGAUCUUGGCAAUAUCUUGGCCACCACCAGCGGGAGAGCUUCGUUUCGGAUGGAAGACAACCGGCUGAAGGUGAGGCUUCCCCGGAGCAAGUCAGCAGCCAGGUCUCGGAUAUAAUCGGGCGCUCUCUGGUGGUGGACUCUGGGGCGGAUGACCUGGGCCGCGGCAACCACCCGCUCUCCAAAGUCACUGGAAAUUCAGGCCAGAGGGUGGCCUGUGGGAUCAUUGCCCGCUCUGCUGGCCUCUUCGAGAACCCCAAGAAGAUAUGUGCCUGCGAUGGGGUGACUCUGUGGGAAGAACGGGAGCAGCCCCUGGCCGGACCGGGCCGGAGGGCUGCCAGCCAGCCGACCCCUCAUCUCUAGGCCUUCCAGCUCCGCCUGUGUUCUCGGCUUGAGCUAGGACUUCCUGAGAUGCUUGGAAUCCUAGGGCUGACUGAGAGCCGGAGACCUCAACCACCCGCGGAAAUCGCGCUAAGAGGGUGGGCCUAUUUUUGAUAGCCGAACUGUCCUCGCAAGCGGAGGGGAUGGGAGAACAGGGCAGCCGUGUGUGGUCUUGUGAACUCUGCUUUUGCUUGAAACAUUCCAGAAAAGAAAAAGGGGAUUUACCUUUUGUGGGGGGGGGGUAGUGGGGAGGUAAGACCGAGUUGCAUCUUGCAUAUACUUGCACACCUGAGGGGCACUGCUCUUUGUGAACGUUUUCCUCGCACGCCACCUUUGCCCUUCUGUUGUGCCCCGUUAAGGGGGUUGCCUCUGUUUUUUUUCUUCUUCCUGGCAGACAUUCUGUGCUCUUCAGGACUGGCCGGCAGAAAUUCUGCAGGUGUAGCUUUGUGGCCAUGCAGUACUGGAAGAAGCGUAAGCAGCUGAAUUUCCGUGUGGUAAUUCACUCUUAAAGGUGCAGGGAUCCGACCAGAAGAAAAGGGGGCGACCCUCCUCUGCAAUAAGAGGGCAAGGCAUACACAAUCCUCCUCAAGAAGGUGCAUCCUAUAGUCUGUUUUAAUUUUUUACAAAAAAGAGUACUUUGUGGACAGAGCCUCUUGGUGUGUGUGUUGGGAAACCAUUGUUAUCCGUACAGCGUUGCUGAGCAGUGUAUAAACAACAGUUUGCUCCUAGGAUGGUGUUAGUAGAAUGUGUUUGCCAAAGACUUUUCUGGCUUCAGGCAUGUUUGUCUUGGUCCUCUCUUAGAAAUGCUAGCUUGGUCUUGCCUUUUUUUCUCACAGGCAGUGAGAAAUAAAUAAAAAUCCCCCCUCUUGUGAUUCUACAGGGCUGUUCACCUGAUCAUAAGCUGGGUAGGAGGUGAGUUUCAGGAGCUGUUUUAUGCUCCUGUUUCGCAGUCGUAUGUUAAAUAAAAACAAGAUUGGAGGUGAAAAGCUUGAUUGUGAAUUAAACCCCAGCUGGCUAGGAUGAAUGCCCCCCUACAUGGAUCCCCCCCCCGCAGCUUGUGCACGGGCCUACCCAGCUGGGACUUGACAGAUGAUCAAAUUUCCUGCCUCCGACCAUUGUUUUUAUUUUAACACACACUCUCAAAACAGCAGGGCAAAACAGCUCCCCAAAAGGGGUAGGACUCGUCUCCUCCUUGGUUUGUGCUUGUGCAAACGGCCCUUCUAUGUCGCACACAAGCGGCCAAGGUAAUAGGGUGUGCUUCCUUCCGCCUUCCCUGCGUUUUUCUGGGCAAAAUGGAGAUACGUCUCCAGGUCAGAAAUGGCCAACGUGACAGCAGUGGAGGGCUUGUUUGUUCUGGACUAACGGAUGCAACGUGUGAGAAUGUGAUCAUGUCAAGAUUGUGAAGGCAGCACGUGGGAGUUCUCAGAUGCGGAUUCUCUAGGGCUGCUCCUUAUGCUGUUAAGACCACCAUUAAAUCUCACUUGCUAGCCAGUC